Molecule: messenger RNA, 1359 nt
Organism: Lathyrus oleraceus (garden pea)
Lineage: Eukaryota; Viridiplantae; Streptophyta; Magnoliopsida; Fabales; Fabaceae
Product: ervatamin-B
Exons: 4
Coding region: 80-1186 (368 amino acids)
Biological process (GO): proteolysis
Molecular function (GO): cysteine-type peptidase activity
Source: RefSeq, a predicted model, not a curated record
AUAAAUAUGUGGAACUGACUUUUAAUGAAUACACAUCUUUUCAUACAAAGUUUUAUCUUCAACUUACUUCUAAUCAAAGAUGAGGAUUUCCUACACCUCAAACCGAUUUCGCUUCUUUAUCGUCUUCACUGCAUGCUUAUGUAUAUACUUUGCUAUUCAAAAGAAUAAAACUCAUGAAAAUAUCCCAACCAGUAAGUAUACCUCCUUUUUGGGUCCUAAACUUGAUAAACUUCCUAAUAAAGAUGGUACUAAAAAAUUAUUUGAAGUAUGGAAGAAAGACCAUGGACGAGUCUACAAUGAUCAACAAGAGAUGGAAAAGAAAUUUAAAAUUUUUGUUUCAAAUUUGAAGUAUAUAGUAGAGACCAAUGCAAAGAGAGACUCACCUCAUAGCUCCGUUGUUGGUCUGAACAACUUUGCGGAUGUGAGCUCCACGGAGUUCAGAGAAAAAUACAUGACCUUAAAGACUGUCGCCAUGGAUAUUUUGAACGAUGAUGAUGAUGUUAAGGACGUAACAUGUAGCGAUCCACCUUCAACCUUGGACUGGAGGUCGAGGGGAGCUGUCACUUCUGUUAAGGAUCAAGGCCUUUGUGGUUGUUGUUGGGCAUUCUCAUCUGUUGCCGCUAUUGAAGGAAUAGUUGCAAUAAAGACAGGGACGCUUAUUAGCCUUUCAGAGCAAGAGCUUCUAGAUUGUGUACCAGAUGGAGAUUGUGAUGGAGGACUUGUGCCCGAUGGAUUGACUUGGGUACAAAGACACAGAGGUGUUGCAUCACGAGCUGAUUAUCCUUAUAUGGCUAGGAAGGGUGAUUGCAGAGCCUCCGAGAUUCAAAACAGUGCAAAUAGUAAUAUUGAUUCAGAGGAGGGCGUGCCGAGAUCAGACAGGGCACUAUUGUGUGCAGUUGCUAAGCAGCCUGUUAGUGUUGGUAUUUAUGCAGACUCACCCUCAUUUAAACUUUACACCAAUGGAAUAUUUAGAGGUGAAGAUUGUCCCUUGGAUCCUAAGAACGUAACUCACGGCAUGCUAAUAGUGGGUUAUAAUUCCUUAAACGGUGAAGAUUACUGGAUUGUGAAGAACUCACAUGCGACAACAUGGGGAAUACAGGGUUAUAUGUGGAUCAAAAGGGACUAUAGUAAACCGUAUGGAGUGUGUGGAAUCAAUGGACAUGCUUCUAUUCCAAACAAAAAUUAAAAGGUUACAUUUGAAGAAUAAGUUAAAGCAAGGUUUAUAGUUCUAUGAGUCUAGAGUUUGUUAUGCGGUUAUUCUUGAUGUUGUUUUGAAUACGUCAAUUCUCUUGUUCAUGAUUGUUGUUCUUGAUGUAACAUAACAGUGAUGAUAAUAAAAUAGUUGGUAUUUUGUGAUUA